ACCCCUCUUUCUCUGCCAGGAUUUCUCUGCUAGGACCUUUAUCUCUCUGUCAGGACCUUGCCACUGAAGAAGUCAGUCUCCUAACAAAAGCUAACUUCUCAGUGCUAAUAAACUUCCUUUUGCCAGUCUAAUAUUUCUGGGUUCCUGAAUCCUUUCACGUUGGAUCCUACCAAAAGGGAUUCUGACUGCCGCUAGAACUCCAUCAAAUUGAAUGAAGCCACUUAACUUUGUCUGGGAAGGUAUGCUUUUUUCCAGGGGAGGGCCUGAGACUCCAAAUCUCCCUUCUUUUACAGAUUAAAAGGGACAGUUUCACCUCCCUCAAUCUUGUGAUGAAGAGAGCCAUCUACACCCAGAGAGAGGACUGUGGGAACUGAAUGUAGGGCAUAACAUAAUAUUUUCACUCUUUUUAUUGUUUGUAUUUUAUUUUCUCUCAUUUUUUCUUUUUUGACCUGAUUUUUCUUGUGCAGCAUGAUAAUUGUAGAAAUAUGUAUAGAGGGGUUUCACAUGUUUAACAUACUGGAUCAUAUGCCAAUUGCGGGAGAGAGUGAGGGGAAUGUAGGGGAAAAUUUAGAACACGGGAUUUUGUAGGGGGGGUGUAAAAAAUUAUCCAUGUAUAUAUUUUGAAAAUUAAUAGCUUUAAUUUAAAAAAGGAAAGGAAAUCAUUUCCGUAUCUCUGCCAAGAAAAUCCCAAAUGGGAUCAAAUAUUCAGGCACAUUUAACAAGGCAGCAGAACUAGAUCAUUGAGCUUGCAGUCUCAAAGACCUGAGGUCAAAUGUGGAAUCAGAUACCAGCUGUAUGACCUUGUGCUUGUCUUUUUUACCUGUCUUCCUUGCUUUAUCCAUGUAUGAAAGGGGGAUGGAUAAUAGUACCCUCUUCCCAGGGCUGUGGUGAAGAUAAAAUAAAGAUAGUAUUUGUAAAAUGCUCUAACUGCUAUAAUCUGGAUGACGAAUGGGAGGCCACACUCCCCCUCCCCCCCAGCACUCCUUUUAGAUCCCGAAGGUGAUUUCAGAGAGAUUAAUGCUUAAUGUCUCACAGAUAGACACAAAUCUGGAUUUAAACUCGUCAGACUCCAAAGCCAGAGCGCUUCCCGGAACAAACCUCGGGCAGUUUCAGUCAUUUAGCAAAUUUGAUCCGGACACGGGUUUUGUGCCAGGCAGGCCGUGCAGCCCGAGACGGGAAACGUAAUGGAUGACCUCUACCGGUGACCCUUAAAGCAAAUGUUCCCGAGCAGAGCACUGGCUCCAUUCCACCGUGACUGCCCCGGUCUCUGAGUCCAUUAAACUCUGGGCUCCUUCUGGUUCCGCCGCGGGAGUGACCUUGGAGCUGCCACGGACGCGAGUCUCCGCGCUUGCUUCCUCGUCUGCUUGGGGGACCCCUGGGAGAUCCCAGAACCCUCCGCCCGUUCGGCGCGAGAGAACACUGCGCGGCAAGGCCGAGGGAGGGGUGGCGGGGCGCCCGCUGGGCAGCCGCUCCGGUAGCGCCCGACCAGGUCUGGAAGCAAAGUCUACCUUGGGAAGCUUUGCCGGCCUCCCCUCCUUCCGGGGCGUUUUCGUUUCAGUUUUAGAGGACCAAGGCGGGGCCUAGAGACGAUGCCCCUUUAAGGUCAAAGAUUCUUUUGUUUCUCGAGCCCGCCCGCCUCGAGUUUGCAGCCCAUGCGCAGCCAAGAUGGCUGUGGCCAUAGCUGUGGUCCGGGCGGGCUGGCGCUAUGCGAGGCCGCUGGGCUGGAAACUGGGCUGCUGCCCGAGCCAAAGCCGGGCCGGGCUCUCCGGAGCGACGGGUCGGUGGCCCGGGGCGGCGUCCAAGGGGACCCCGAGACUGCUGGGGGUGGCGGCAUUGGCCCUUGGGGGCGCCUUGGGGAUCGGCCACACGGUGUGGGGCCGUCUGAAGUCCCAGGAACAGCUGGCCAAGCAGGCGAUCCCCCAGCUUGCUGAGGGCCGUCUGCAGCUGACUCUGUACCAGUACAAGACUUGCCCCUUCUGCAGCAAGGUCCGAGCCUUCCUGGACUUCCAUGCUUUGCCGUAUGAGGUAGUGGAGGUAAACCCUGUCAGGAGACAGGAGAUCAAAUUCUCCUCCUACAGAAAGGUUCCUAUCCUACUUGCUCAGGAAGGAGAAUUACUACAACAACUUAACGACUCCUCCGUGAUCAUUAGCGCUCUCAAGACGUACCUGUUGUCUGGGAAGAACUUAGAGGAAAUCAUCUCCUAUUACCCAUCCAUGAAGUCAGUGAAUGACCAGGGGAAGGAGGUGACUGAAUUUGGCAAUAAAUAUUGGCUCAUGCUGAAUGAGAAGGAGAGCCGACGGCUAUACAGCGGGAAGGAAGCUCGAACGGAGGAAAUGAAGUGGCGGCAGUGGGCGGACGACCGACUGGUGCACCUCAUCUCGCCCAAUGUCUACCGCACCCCCGCUGAAGCCCUGGCUUCCUUUGAUUACAUCGUCCAUGAAGGCAAGUUCGGAGCCAUAGAAGGAGCGGUGGCCAAGUAUGUGGGCGCAGCCGCCAUGUUCAUCAUCAGCAAGAGACUCAAGAGCAGGCACCACCUGCAAGACGACGUCCGAGAGGAUCUCUACCAGGCGGCAAACCAGUGGGUGGCAGCCGUCGGCAAAGACAGGCCCUUCAUGGGGGGCAAGGAGCCCAACCUUGCGGACUUGGCAGUGUAUGGUGUGCUGCGGGUGAUGGAGGGCCUGGAGGCCUUUGAGGACAUGAUGUGUCAUACUCAGAUUGGGCCCUGGUACCUUCGGGUGGAGAAGGCCAUUGCUAAAGCACAAGGAAACUACUGACUCUCCUUUGCUUCCCUUCUGGGGGGGCUGCGUCUGAGGAACCUGUGGAUUCUAGAGCCAUGGGCUUGCUGGCGAGCAGGGGCGAUGUGAAGGCCUCCCUGCCUCAACCAUCUCCCCACACUCUAACCCUGAGCCACCCAUUUCUGGUCCUGGGCAGGCUGUUAGAGGCCUGGCCCGGGGAGCUGCGAAAGAAGAGAGUCUUUUCUGGCUGUCCCUGACCCCAGGGAGGGUGAGACCCCUCUCAGAGCUCCUGGACUUUCACUAUUUAUUUCUGGUCUUCCUUAAGGGUCUCACGGAGCUUCUGCCCUCUCUGGACUCUUGAGUGUCUGGGAGGGAAGGAGCAGGCGAGGGCCCUGGAAUUCUGUUGGAGAAGCAAUAGGAUUGUGAGGACAUUUUUCUGAGAAGGUCCAGGGUCCCUGGAUGGGAGCCACGUGUUCCCUGUGGCCCAGGUCUCCUUACCCUCACUUGGAGGGCCUUGGAGAAGAGGCUGCCUCAGCUAUGAGUCAUGUCUGCAAUAAAGAAAUGAUUUGCUGUUCCAA
Messenger RNA from Antechinus flavipes (yellow-footed antechinus), 3314 nucleotides. RefSeq names its product prostaglandin E synthase 2 (gene PTGES2). Lineage: Eukaryota; Metazoa; Chordata; Mammalia; Dasyuromorphia; Dasyuridae. Gene Ontology annotation, molecular function: prostaglandin-E synthase activity. The coding region runs from base 1666 to 2775 and encodes 369 amino acids. The record is from RefSeq and is a predicted model, not a curated record. The transcript is spliced from 7 exons. Gene Ontology annotation, cellular component: mitochondrion.